UGUGACAAUCUUUAUGUCAAAGUUUGUCACUGUCAGAUCAAUUGUCAGUUGGAAAAUGUUGUGCUGAAAUGUAAACAUUUUUUGAUUUAUUCAGCAGAUUUUAUCGUCGGCGAGGAUGGAUCUAGUGAAAGUUAGUUUGGAAGCUCUCUUUCUCCGAGCUACGCAAAGCUCAACCCAACAUCCAGACAUAGAAGCAGUGGAGGCUUUCUGUUUAUUGAUGAACAAAGAGAAGGAAGGUUGUUUAAUUGGCAUUAAAUUACUAUCCACAAAGAUACAUUCAAGAAAUGAAUAUGAGGUGCUGCAGGCCCUGUACAUAAUAGACAUUAGUAUGAAGAAAUGUGGAGCAAUGUUCCAGGGAGAAGUUGGAAAAUUUCGUUUCUUAAAUGAGAUGAUUAAGUUGGUCUCUCCCAAAUACUUGGGCACUCAAACACCAAUGUCUGUAAAAGAGAAAGUGUUGACCAUGUUGUAUGUCUGGACUAUUAAUUAUCCCAAAGAGACUAAGAUAAAGGAAGCCUAUGAGAUGCUGAGGAAGCAGGGUGUCAUAAGGGAACCACCACUUUACUUGGAUGUUUAUCCUCAGAACAUUUGCAGAAAUCACAAUGCUUUUGUUGAUGAUGAGAAAUCCAAACUACUGAAGAAGUUGUUACAAAGCAGGAACCCAGAGGAUAUUCAAGCAGCAAACAGAUUAAUUAAAAGUAUGGUCAAAGAGGAUGAGAGAAACACCGAGAUGAAGAGCAAACGCUUUUCCGAGCUGGAAUCUGUGCUGAACAAUGUUCGUUUGCUUAACGAAAUGCUGGAUUCUUAUAUUCCCGGUACUUCCUCCAUCGAUGAACUGGAUAUUAUAAAUGAGCUGCACGACAGUUGCCAGAGGAUGCGGCAAAGUAUUGUUAAAUUAGCGUCCGAGGCUCAGAACACUGAAGAUAUAACUGCUAUACUGAGGGCUAAUGAUGAAUUAGGGCAGGUCUUUGAAAAGUAUGAGUUUUUAGUGGCAAAGGGUGACGUCAGUGUUAAACUGCAAGCUCAAAAGCAGAAAGCCAUUCUGGAUCUGAUAGAAAAUGCCGCAGGUAUUAAGAUUAGCACGUUGGAUUUGCUGCAGCAAUCUGGUCAUGGUGAAGAAGCAACGUCUUCUCCGGCUCCUCCACUUAUACCAGUCGAGAAGAACAAUUGCUCAUAUUCGAAUGUAGACGUUCUGUGCGAUAUAUUCACCACUCCCAAUGACGAUGGACAAUCUGCAGACGAUAAUAUUUUAAAACCCAUCGCUGUCAAUUUACUAGAGACUAGUGAAGAGAAACCUAGUAACAACAAGUUCAAGGCGCUCGAAGACCUGGACGAAAUGAGUGAAAACUUGUUGAAAGAGAACUUGCAAUCCACUGCACGUCUCGGCUCCAAUUUCAAUAAACUCGUAGAUAAAAUACCAAUGAAUCUCUUGGUAUCUAAACUAGGCGACGACGUAUCGAAAAGAAUGUCAGCUGAUUUGUUUAAUGAUGAAUUGGAUUUGGACAGUCUGUUAUUAUCAGAAUCUCACGACAGUAACAACGAAUCGAACGGCGAUGAUAACUUGGUUGAUAUUAGCACUGGCUUAAGUUUAGGAGAUAGCUUCGAAUGCGUCGCGAGUCCAGAAACUCCGCCUCAGAAAUACGAGCAACCAAUCAAGUUCUGCGACAUCAACAUUGACCUGAAAAACGUAAGACCGAGCACGAUCGAACCUCUGGUGGUGCUGGACGAGAAGAACGGAUUAACCGUAACACUGCAUUUUGCCAAAGACAAACCACGCGAUGAUGUAAUCGUCAUCAUAGUUUCGAUAGCCAACAAAAAUGAGCUUCCCCUAACGAAUGUCCUCUUCCGCGCCAUCGUACCUAAAGUAUGUAAAGUGAGACUUCAGUCUCCUUCAUCUGUUGAACUACCUGCGUUCAAACCAUUCUUGCCGGCGGCAACCAUAACGCAGGUGAUGUUAAUCUCGAAUCCUGAGCAAGUGAAAAUCUCGUUCAAGUUCAUCGUGAGCUACAGCGUCGAAGAUGAGACCGUAACCGAAAUGGGCGAAAUCGAAUCUCUGCCGCAGACAUAAAGACUUUCGGGAAUCUGUAGACUUACAAUAUGUUACCUGCACAUUUGAUUACUACAUUCCUUCUACGUUUAUUCGAUGCAAACGCUUUCAAACAACUCGUUGCUGCGCGCUUGCACAUCUAGUUUAAGACGAGUGCGCGGAUGAUUGCAAAUAUAUGUUCCUCCCAAAAAUUAGUUCAACAUCAAAUGGAACCAAAAUUAUGAUUGCAUUAUUUAUUUUGACUCUUCAUUUAUAUUGAUUUAUGCAUUAGGUAUAUACAUUUAAACAAACUAUUAUU
Messenger RNA from Nicrophorus vespilloides, 2342 nucleotides. RefSeq names its product ADP-ribosylation factor-binding protein GGA3 (gene Gga). The record is from RefSeq and is a predicted model, not a curated record. The transcript has 7 exons. Gene Ontology annotation, cellular component: trans-Golgi network. Gene Ontology annotation, biological process: vesicle-mediated transport; intracellular protein transport. Lineage: Eukaryota; Metazoa; Arthropoda; Insecta; Coleoptera; Silphidae. Bases 116 to 2065 code for a protein of 649 amino acids. Gene Ontology annotation, molecular function: phosphatidylinositol binding; ubiquitin binding; small GTPase binding.